Molecule: messenger RNA, 3698 nt
Organism: Callithrix jacchus (white-tufted-ear marmoset)
Lineage: Eukaryota; Metazoa; Chordata; Mammalia; Primates; Cebidae
Source: RefSeq, a predicted model, not a curated record
AAAGGAGGCGUGCAGCAAGCGUGAACCAGCUGGGCUGCUGGCCCACAAGGAGCCUGCCAAGGCCAGGCAGGGGCAGGGGGCAGAGGAGUCUUGCACUUGGGGGCCACCCCUCAGGUCCCAGGCACCCCAGCAGCGAAGAGGACAUGGGAGUCCCCUGCUGUGAGGGCCAGAGACUGUCUGCUGUCUGAAACAGGGCCUUGGGAUCCAUAAGGGCAGAGGCAGGAGGCACCCGACCCCUGGUGGCAGCAGCAGCAGGCACAGGAGGGCAGCAUGCAGCUGGGGUAUGCGUGGGUGGCAGCAAGGAGGGGCGGAGGGAGGAAGCUGGCUUCCUGAAGCCUUCUCAGCCCUCAAAGACAGACUGACAGACAGACAGACAGCUGGCAAGAGGCAGCCUGGGGGCCACAGCUGCUUCAACUGCCUUCUGCCCUGGGUCCCACCAAAGAGAUCCUGUCCUUCCUGUAGUGAACAUGAGGCUACCUCUUGGGAAACAGGAGAUGCCCCAGUGAAAACGGAGCGCAAAGCCGGCCUGGGCGUGGAAGCCUCCUUCUGGCCAAUCAGGCAGGCCAGGGAACAGCAGCGGAGGGCCCUGUCUUUCAGGCAGACCUCAUGGCUGAGUGAGCCUCUCCUGGGCCCAGCACCCCACCCCAGCAUGGUCCAGGCCUGUGGAGGGAGCUCCACAGCCCAGCCACCGACCAUUUCUUUGGGGGCAGCCAUGACCCAGCCUCUGCCUGCCAAAACGCCAGCCAAGAAGCAUGUGCGGCUACAGGAGAGGCGGGGCUCCAAUGUGGCUCUGAUGCUGGAUGUCCGGUCCCUGGGGGCUGUAGAACCCAUCUGCUCCGUGAACACUCCCCGGGAGGUCACCCUACACUUUCUGCGCACUGCUGGACACCCCCUUACCCGCUGGGCCCUUCAGUGCCAGCCACCCAGCCCCAAGCAGCUGGAAGAAGAAUUCUUGAAGAUCCCUUCAAACUUUGUCAGCCCCGAAGACCUGGACAUCCCUGGCCAUGCCUCCAAGGACCGAUACAAGACCAUCUUGCCAAAUCCCCAGAGCCGUGUCUGUCUAGGCCGGGCACAGAGCCAGGAGGACGGAGACUACAUCAAUGCCAACUACAUCCGAGGCUAUGAUGGGAAGGAGAAGGUCUACAUUGCCACCCAGGGCCCCAUGCCCAACACUGUGUCGGACUUCUGGGAGAUGGUGUGGCAAGAGGAAGUGUCUCUCAUUGUCAUGCUCACUCAGCUCCGAGAGGGCAAGGAGAAAUGUGUCCACUACUGGCCCACAGAAGAGGAAGCCUAUGGACCCUUCCAGAUCCGCGUCCAGGACAUGAAAGAGUGCCCAGAAUACACUGUGCGGCAGCUCACCAUCCAGGCACCAGAGAAGAAGGUAGACAGUGCCCUCUACCCUGACCCUGGUUCCCAUGCCUUGUCUCCAACCCAGUACCAGGAAGAGUGCCGGUCAGUAAAGCACAUCCUCUUCUCGGCCUGGCCCGACCACCAGACACCAGAAUCAGCUGGGCCCCUGCUGCGCCUAGUGGCAGAGGUGGAGGAGAGCCCCGAGGCAGCCGCCCACCCCGGGCCCAUCGUGGUUCACUGCAGUGCAGGGAUUGGCCGGACGGGCUGCUUCAUCGCCACACGAAUUGGCUGUCAACAGCUGAAGGCCCGAGGGGAAGUGGACAUUCUGGGCAUUGUGUGCCAACUGCGGCUAGACAGAGGGGGGAUGAUCCAGACGGCAGAGCAGUACCAGUUCCUGCACCACACUUUGGCCCUGUAUGCAGGCCAGCUGCCCGAGGAACCCAGCCCCUGACCCCUGCCACCCUCUAAUGGCCCAGGUGCCCACCUCCCUCAAGCCUGGGAAGGUGGGUCUGGGGAAAGUGGGCCGAGUGAUCCGGGAGUACCUUAUGGGUGAGUGUGGGAAAGAAGUGCCUCCUCAGUGGCGCUUGCAGUCACAGAAAGCACAUCAGCAAGGACAAGGGGCCAGAUUCCAGUCUUCACCACUGGCCACUCCUCUGCUUCCUCUGUUGGCCCCGGAUGGACAGUAGGGGGAACCUCCAAUGUCUCUCUGAACUUAAAGACAGGAAGCCCAGGUGUCCUGGUCUUCUCUACGACACUCUUUGUGAGCUUUAGUUUCCUCUUCUAUAACAUGAACAUUAAGUGCUUAGCUGCCAUAAGGGAAAAGAAGUAAGAGAAGUUUCUAGAAGCCACUGCAGCUGUAUCCCCUUCCUGGGGCUGACAAAAGGGUGAUUCCAAGAUCAUCCUUCACCUGAGGCCCUGCCCGAGCACAGGCCAGAUGCGAGAGUGGGGAAAAGUCUGGUCCUGAUCUCCAAGUUUCAACAUCCUAGCAGUGACUCUGCUCCCUGACCACACAUCAGAAGGGCUGGACAACCACGAUCAAAAGUAAAAACAAGGACUGAGGUUGCCCUUGCCUCCACCCAUGUGUCCUGAGAGUAGGCUACAGAGGUGACCAGGCCUGGCAGUUGAAAUCUGGAAGAGGGAACAUGCGAGGCUACUCAGAGGCAAAGAGGGCUGCUCCUGCCUCUGUGGUUGCUGGCCACUCCCGCCAACUACUCUUAGGGAGGCUCUCAGCAGUCUCUGUUCUGCUUCUAUGGCUCAGAUAAUACCCUGGGUAUGCAGGAAGGCAAAAGAAAGGGGAGCCGGGUGCAGUGGCUCACGCCUGUAAUCCCAGCACUUUGGGAGGCCAAGGCGGGCAGAUCACCUGAGGUCAGGUAAUUACAAAAAAUUAGCCUGGUGUGGUGGUAAGUGCCUGUAAUCCCAGCUACUCAGGAGGCUGAGGCAGGAGAAUCACUUGAAACCGGGAGGCGGAAUUUGCAGUGAGCUGAGAUUGCACCACUGCACUCCAGCCUGGGUGACAAGAGCGAAACUCCAUCUCAAAAGAAAGAAAAGAAAGGAGGCAAGGGGAGAAGAGGAGGCAAAGUGCUCAGUCUGGUUUUAGAAAACCAACCACGGUGGGCCAUGGCCCUCUCUACCCUGCAUUUGCUGAAUACACCUGGAGAGCUUGGUUGUUUCCAAAAACAAUCAGGGUCAUAACCAUCCAUGCAAACAUGGAGGCUGGACGGAAUCGGGACCCCUCACCAUCUACCCCAGAGAACUAACGCCCCUCAUCCAUCUCGGCAUCAACAAUUUCCAGGGCACCUCAGGUCUAUCUCAGGACUGAACUCCACACCUCAGGAUUCGUCCUCCUUGAAUCUGACACUGGCUGCCCAUCCUGAGAUGGGGAUGAAGGUGAGAUGCCGCAUCACCCGCAUGCCGCCCCUGAGAGCUGCCUUGGUUGCUACCAGUUCUCUGUGGAAACCGUAGGAGCUAGAUCUGGAGAACAGCUGGGCUUCCUCACUCAGGACUUCUCUCCUGAAGAACAUGCAGUGCUGAAACUGAGGAUGAUUUCCCUAAUGCUUCUGCUUGGCCUUACGGAGGAGCUCCUCCUUCCUUACAGGCCUGGGGUGGACUCGCCCGCACCUCCACCUCCCCUGAGCCCUGUGAGAGGCACAACUCUAUGCCAAUGAGGCGAGGUGGGGGGCUCUCAAGUGCCUGAUCCUCUCCUGGGCUCAGAGCCAGCCUGUAGGGAAGCAAUAGCAUAGCCCCACAGGCCCUCCCUGGCACUGUCACCCCAACCCCCUCAGAGCUCAGAGGGUACAAGCUCCAGAACAGUAACCAAGUGGGAAAAUAAAGAAUUCUUGGAUGACUGA